Ahaetulla prasina is the source of this 5564-nucleotide messenger RNA. RefSeq names its product PBX/knotted 1 homeobox 2 (gene PKNOX2). The transcript has 16 exons. The record is from RefSeq and is a predicted model, not a curated record. Gene Ontology annotation, molecular function: DNA-binding transcription factor activity, RNA polymerase II-specific; RNA polymerase II cis-regulatory region sequence-specific DNA binding. Gene Ontology annotation, biological process: regulation of transcription by RNA polymerase II. The coding region runs from base 784 to 2223 and encodes 479 amino acids. NCBI's taxonomy places the organism in Eukaryota, Metazoa, Chordata, Lepidosauria, Squamata, Colubridae.
UGCAGAGGCACCGUGGGCCGGUUCUUCACUGUUUCCAGGCAACUGUGUGGACCACAACUAAGCACCCCAUGGGCCGAAUCCGGACUCUGGGCCUUGAGUUUGAUAUCCCUGGGCUAAGCCAAUAUCAAGUAAACCAUUUUUGGUUUUUCUUAUUGAUGGCAAUUUGAACAUUUGCAUGCAUGGAUUCUAUUGAUCCUGGGACUAGUAGGAAAAAGGAAGUCUAAACCUUUAGCUUUGACAGCAGCGUUACUGAUCACUCUAUAAGUGCACAAGUUUGUGAUUUGGAAGAUAUGUUUAGGAGUACAAGCUGUAUUUCUCCACCCACCAACCAAGCAAUCAAGAAUGAUGGUUACUGAAGUUGGAUCCUGAGACUUCUGUCUUUCCAGCUGGUAAGGGAAAAUUAUUGCUAAAUUAUCCUGAGCUUGGAUCUUAAAAAUCAUACCAGAAGUGUGAAGUUUUUGCCAUGCCAAAAGGUCGUUCCUUCCACUGAUGAAGAUUGAUUUGAAUUCUUAUCCUGCCGACCAAGUUAUCGAUGGUCCAUGGUGAAACUGUAAAGCCUUUAAGCUUGAUGGACCAUUCUCCACAUUUUAAUUUACGCCAUUGAUGGGCACAGUGAACAGAAUCUGAAUAGACCAGAACUGAGGAACUGCACUUACUACCUCUUGCCAAUUGCAGAACAAUCCAUUAAAAAGUAAUUUCUAGAUCACUGUGGCUGGAAGCAGCAGCUUUUGUGCGGCUGGCAGUGGGGAGAGUUUAAAAAGGUCCUAGAUGUGAAUCAAUCCCAUGAUGCAACAUGUCUCCCCAGCGCCAUCUCUGACAAUGAUGGCCACACAGACCGUACCCCCUCCCCCUUAUCAAGAACCCCAACAGAUGACAGCAACAACAGCCCAGCAGCCGGCAAAAGCACAGCCGGUGCACGUCACCACGCCCUCGGCAGCAGCCAAUGCUCCCCUUCCCAGCACCCCGAUCGACCCUCAGGCACAGCUGGAGGCUGACAAGAGAGCUGUCUACAGGCAUCCUCUUUUCCCCCUCCUGACACUGCUAUUUGAGAAAUGCGAGCAAGCGACGCAGGGCUCGGAAUGCAUCACUUCUGCCAGCUUUGAUGUUGACAUUGAGAACUUCGUACACCAGCAAGAACAGGAGCACAAACCAUUCUUCAGUGAUGAUCCUGAGCUGGACAACUUGAUGGUGAAAGCUAUUCAGGUCCUGCGAAUUCAUCUCUUGGAGUUGGAGAAAGUGAAUGAAUUGUGCAAAGACUUUUGUAACCGUUACAUCACCUGCCUCAAAACUAAGAUGCACAGUGACAACCUUCUCAGGAAUGACCUUGGGGGACCUUACUCCCCGAAUCAGUCCUCCAUUAACCUCCACACGCAGGAUAUGUUGCAAAAUUCUCCCAACUCCAUGACAGCCAUACCUGGCAACCCCCAAGGAAUUGUGGUACCUGCCUCAGCACUGCAGCAGGGGAAUAUCUCCAUGGCAACAGUCAACUCACAAGUUGUGACAGGCGGAGCCCUUUACCAGCCCGUAACUAUGGUAACAUCUCAGGGCCAGGUGCUAACCCAAGCAAUUCCUCAAGGGGCUAUUCAGAUCCAGAAUGCACAGGUUAACCUGGACCUGACCUCUCUUCUUGACAGUGAAGAUAAAAAGUCAAAGAACAAACGAGGAGUCCUCCCAAAACAUGCUACCAAUAUUAUGCGCUCCUGGCUUUUUCAGCAUCUUAUGCACCCCUAUCCAACAGAAGAUGAGAAGAGGCAAAUAGCAGCACAGACAAAUCUCACACUGUUGCAAGUCAACAACUGGUUUAUCAAUGCCCGGCGACGUAUCUUGCAACCUAUGCUUGAUGCAAGCAAUCCAGAUCCAGCCCCCAAAGCCAAGAAGAUCAAAUCCCAGCACCGGCCGACCCAGAGAUUCUGGCCCAACUCCAUUGCAGCUGGGGUUCUGCAACAACAAGGAGGCAACCCCGGGACUAACCCCGAUGGCUCCAUUAAUAUGGACAACCUCCAAACCCUCUCCUCCGAUAAUGCCACCAUUGCUAUGCAGCAAGCCAUGAUGGUGGGUCAUGAUGACUCACUAGAUGGGACAGAAGAUGAGGAGGAAGAUGAAAUAGAAGAGGAGGAGGAGGAGGAAGAAGAGGAGGAGGAGGAACUGGAAGAGGAUCCCGAGGAGCUCCAGACAACUAACGUCAGCGACCUUGGCCUGGAGCACAGUGACUCGCUUGAGUAGAGGAUUACAGCCAAUGGUGGAACAGUCGCCGACUGGAAAACUGUUGAACUUGCUUGUGAAACUCAUUGGCCUGAAUUGUAGAGAGCGCCUGAACGUUUGAUGGGCACAUCCCUUUAACAAUAUGAUUCAGCAACAGUACCCUUUCUUGAAUGUCCUACUUGACCUGUAUUAAACUGCAGAAAUGGACGUGGAAGUACACUGAACAUCUGUCGAGUGUGCAAGCCGAUUAUUUAAGUGAAGGACACACGUUUACAAGGCACAUAUUGUGACUAGUUUCUUCCCCACUCUCUCCCGCCUUUGUUUUUGAUAACCACAACAACAAAGGUGUUUUUAGAGUAAGCUGUUUUCUGUAUGACUGAAUGUUUUAUGGAAGUUCUAAUUCAAUGCCUUUUUUUGUGACAUGCAGUUCAGAGGCAUGGCUGUUUUCAUUUUCACUGCUUUUAUGAGAGAUUUAUAGAUGCAAAAAAGAAGAAGAAAAGAUCAGUGGUUUUUACAAAAGAAAAAGAAAAACUUAGAAGGGAAUGAUUUAUAGAAAUGUAGGUGGGGAAAAAAAUCAAACAUUUGCAAACGAGCCGAAAUUCAACGAAGGAGCAAGUGAGAGUUGAACGUCCUUUGCAGAAGGAUGUCUUGUGAGUUUUGCAGAUACGGAAUCCAUACGGACUCAGGUGAAGCCCCAAGCCAUAGGUCUGUGCUUUGCAACCAAUGGGACAAAUAGGUAACACCCUGUGAUCAAAAUCCCUUUUAGAGAAGAAUCACGUUUGCUUUCUGAGUGGAACGUUGUGACAUUUUAAUAUCCCAAGCAGAUGCCUUUGGUAUAGCAUGUAAUAUUGGCUAACCAGAAGGAAUGUUUACUCACCAAUACAGAAGUCAUAAUGGUGGCUUUAUGCAUUGGUUGAGUACAAGUAGGUUCAGGUGUCUAACAUUUGCAAGCAGGAAGGAAUCAGUGUCGGAGACAAUUCCUGUAGUUUCAGACAGAGAUAACCAGAAUAGCUAUCCAAUGGGGUGCAGGAAAUCAUAUUUUCACAAUCUUGUGUUUCCCAGGAACUCCUCUCCUCCCUUUAUGUUGCCCUCCAGCCCAUAAACACUCACAUUAAAAAAGCCUACAAAAUCAACAUUCAACUACACAUAUUAUGGACAUUUAAGGAAUGGGAUUUGUAAGAACGUUCCCCAUUAGCAAUCACUGCUAGUCAUAGGUUAAGCCUACAAACAGUGGUUGAUUUAAAUCUCCAUGUGAGCAUUGUCCCAGGACAGUGAGUUCAUUGCCUACAACAGAGCAUGCAAAGUAGAUAUGGAGUCCCCCAACAUUUUGCAAGCUGUGAGCGAUUUGGGAUUUUGAAAUUAAAGAAGGAACCCGCUUGAGAACAGCUACUGGUGGACAAACUCCCUGUAGACAGAGUGUCUGACACAGAAGGAGCAUAACAUUUUGUGAAAACCUGAUUUACCAGAAUGCCAUCUGCCACCCCCAUCCUAAGAGAGAUGGUGCCUACAAUAUCCCAUUUAUGUUUAUCUUUGGAAGUAAGGCAUCCUUCCAAACAAGACACUGAGUAGCAGCCGCCCAUCGUGUGCUAAGAAUGCUAAAGGACCCACAGGCUCACUUAGAAAUACAAAUGUCGCUGGUGGCUUCGCUUUGCAUCGUGCCAGUUCCUCAUUUUUUAAAAACAAAAACAAAAAUGUAAAACAAGUCAGGUAGUGUAAGAGCUUAACAGGAACCCAGGGGAGAAUCAAGUGAUGCUUUCCAUCUGUCUGCAGACAUUUAAAAAAAGAUGACUAUAGUAUCCAUCAGUAUUGGGAAUUGUUGACCCUGAACCUUUCUUUUUGUGGGAAUGUUUUUGAGCAAUUUCCACCUGGCAGCUCUACCAUAAACACUGGCCUUAAGAAUGCUUUUGUGUGUGUCUAAUGCAGUUUUCUCCCUUUAAAAAGCCACAAGUUCAAGAAACAGAUGUUUUCAUGCAGAUGGACAAUCCUAGAAAUAUCAUUAUAAAAGGCUCAAUCAGUUGAGUGAAGACAAACGAUCUUCCUGUGCACAUCAGCUCCAGCCACAGGUGCAGCUCUAAAUAUAACCCACAAAGGAAUCGGUGCAUGGAGCUAGUCCUUAUUGCUUCUGCCACACACCCAAAAAAACCCCACAUGGCUGCCGUAUUUUCUUCCUGCCAGAGAAAUGAUGCUUCUAAUAGGCAAAAAAAAAAAAAAAAGGCACUGUGGCACAGUGGUUACAAUGCAAUAUUGGAGGCUAACUCUGUCGACUGCCAGUAGUUCAAUUCUGACCAGUUCAAGGUUGACUCAUCCUUCCAUCCUUCCAAGGUUGGUAAAAUGAGGCCCCAGAUUGUUGGGGGCAAUAUGCUGACUCUCUAAACCACUUAGAGAGGGCUGUAAAGCACUGUGGAGCACUAUAUAAGUCUAAGUGCUAUUGCUAUUGCUAUUUUUGUAAGCAUGUCUCUGUUGAAGUUGUAACAUACAUCAAGGGUGUGGUUUCCUCUGGUAGAUUAGACAUGGAACCUUCUCAAAAUGAUUGAGGUUUGACCUUCAUUCUGCAGCCGUGAAGGUUUGGCAUCUUGAGAGUGGGCUGGGCACCAUUGUGACUUCUGGCAGAUCUUUGUAUCAUGAGAUAAGGAAAGGCAAGAGAAAAAACAAUGUCUUAAUAAGGAAUAAAAGCAACGUGUGUGAUGAAUGUUCAAUAUUUGCCAACUCAACAGUUUAGGUGAAACACUGUCUUAGCCAGACUGAAACCUCUCGCUCCAUCUCUCUUCCUUCAAGCAUCCCCUCAGAGACUGUUGAUUUCAUUUUGUGCACUGUGCUCAGGAAAAUGUCUCCAAUGUGCAAAAAUGAAAGGGAGGGAGGUCUCUACCAACUAUGAGCUACAAUUCGGGGGACUCUGACUUGGGAAAUACAUACUGUAACUCCAUUUUCCUGACAUGAAUGUAAUUUUCCCGCCCAGAGGGUGAAGGGGAAUGCUGACAAUGUUUUCAACAGAGAACUAAGACACCAAUAAUUUUAUUUAUAAUCUGUGUGUUUGCAAACAAUCUGAUUCCUUUUUUCUGAUGCUGUAAUAAGUGGGGCAGAAAAGAUUGCCCCCUAGGACUUGCCUUCCUUGCUAGCCAAAACUUGUCCAGUGGUUCAUACACUUUCCUACACUGCAACCCCCACACAAAUCUUGAACUUCCAAGAUGAAAGUUUUGCCCAUUUUACUGUUCAACAACAUAUCCAAGUGUCAGUUCUAAGAAUUCCUUUCUCUUUGCUCACAAAACACAUCUACCAUCUACUCCUUCUUUUGACUUUUUAAAGUAGAGGUGUCCAUCCCUGCCAACUUUCAGAUGUGUGGACUUCAACUCCCAAAAUUCCCC